GAUGACCAGAGACUGCGGACACAGUACAGGAGAUGACCAGAGACUGCAGACAGUACAGGAGAUGACCAGAGACUGCGGACACAGUACAGGGGAUGACCAGAGACUGCGGACACAGUACAGGGAUGACCAGAGACUGCGGACAUAGUACAGGGGAUGACCAGAGACUGCGGACACAGUACAGGGAGAUGACCAGAGACUGCGGACAUAGUACAGGGGAGAUGACCAGAGACUGCGGACAGUACAGGAGAUGACCAGAGACUGCGGACACAGUACAGGAGAUGACCAGAGACUGCGGACAGUACAGGAGAUGACCAGAGACUGCGGACAUAGUACAGGAGAUGACCAGAGACUGCAGACA
Messenger RNA from Staurois parvus, 358 nucleotides. The record is from the annotation of a GenBank genome assembly. NCBI's taxonomy places the organism in Eukaryota, Metazoa, Chordata, Amphibia, Anura, Ranidae.